Gongylonema pulchrum is the source of this 954-nucleotide messenger RNA. Lineage: Eukaryota; Metazoa; Nematoda; Chromadorea; Rhabditida; Gongylonematidae. The record is from the annotation of a GenBank genome assembly.
AUGAAGAAAUACAAGCAAGCAAUAUCACAACAGCAAGUACCACCAGAGCAUCUCCAAAUUCUCAAACCACAGGGUUUCCGGAGCAAAUCACUAGAAAAAGAAAGGACGGAGCAGAAAGCAAUGGAACCAGCCGUUCGACAUGCACAGGACAGCACCCAGAAAGAAAUAGUCACCAAAGAGAUACUGUCGCUGAACACAUACAGCGAAGCAAAGGAAAAGUACCAGCAAGCAGUAUCCAAGCAGCUUGCUACAUCGCAUCCUUCACUAACUGCUUCGACUGGUACGACCUUCCGAAGCAGAACUUUGGAACGAGAAGAAGCAACAACGAUGCCAACUGCAGUACGCGUACGCGAAAGCAUCCAGAAAAAAGAUGCGCCUGCUAAAGAGCUUCUCUCGCUCAACACUUACAAUGAAGCAAUGGAGAAGUAUCAGCUUGCUGUAUCCAAACAGUACGCGCCUACACAAGUGUCUUCCAAAGAUUUUACCUUCCGAAGCAAAGCACUGAAACGUGCAAGCACUGACGAUGAAGUAUCCGUUACACAAGAAAGCAUCCAGGAAGAAGAUGCGCCUGCCAAAGAACGAUUGUCACUGAACACUUACAAUGUAGCACUUGAAAGUUACAAGAAUGCGAUUGCCGCGGAGGAGGAGGCGAACAAACCACGUACAAUUGCCCGCCACACUGAAUCAUCUCAUCUCCAUCAUCAUUCCUGGGAGUCAGUGGAUGCCAGCAAAUCUGCACAUCAUGGAAAAUAUGCAACAGCGAAUGAACAGCAACAGAUUGAAAAAGCUUUCCAGCAGCAACAUCACGAACAGGAACAAAAACAUCGAAGUGUUUCCGAAGGACGCCAACCAGCUGCUGUAGUUAUACCUCCGAUCUUUUCACAAAACGUCUCCGAUUCCAGCCCCGCUAGCACUACCACUACUACGACUACCUACAAAACUGGUACCAGUUAG